CCGCUGUUGGAACAGCCCACUGGAAAUCCAAGCAUGGCCCCUGGUUUUUUCACUCUCUUCAAAAACAACUGUUUCCUUUUCAGCUACCCCUCGCUCUUGUCCCCUUUAUAUUCCGUCCUCAAUUCGCACCCACCAUCUCCUUCACCUACAGAGAUGCCAUUUCUCUCGUCUCUUUCCUCCUUUGACCUCUCACCUCCCUGUACUGGACUGUCCGGCAAGUACCAUACGGUAUAAUUUAUUAAUCAGUACCUCUCUUUCUCCUUCUUCCCCUGUUUUCUCUGUUUCUCGUUCAUUUCUUGAUAUUUUGCUUAUUGGGUCAAUACCCAGAUACAAACUCGGCGUCUCUAGCAAUACCCCGUCUCCGCUGUUUUUGUUUGGCUCAACACCCGGAUCCCGAUUCUGCAUUUUCUGAACGGUUCGGGGGUCCCCAUAUUGAAUUCCUUGUGUGAAUUUGAAGUUGAAUGGGGAUUGAGACGACUCGAACCAAUCGAAAGGGAAAUAAGGAGUUCCGUGAAUUACCCAAGGCCACAGACACGACUUCGAAAAGCAAGCCGAGGAAGAGCCGGCGACGUCAGAAGAAGAUGUCGCCGGUUCAGAUGCUAUUCGAGACUUGCAAGGAAGUGUUUGCCAAUAGCGGGACCGGGAUUGUGCCAUCCACUGAAGAUAUUGAACGGCUACGAGCUGUUUUGGAUAAAAUGAAACCGGAGGAUGUUGGCCUCAGUCCCGAGAUGCUGUAUUUCCGGACACAGGAGGCUCGUAGAACCCCGGCAAUAACAUACUUGCACCUCUAUGAGAGUGAGAAAUUCUCGAUGGGGAUCUUUUGCUUGCCACCAAAUGGUGUUAUUCCACUUCAUAAUCACCCCGGCAUGACGGUUUUCAGUAAGCUUCUAUUUGGGACCAUGCACAUCAAAUCAUAUGACUGGGUGGUUGAUGCCCCUAAUGACACAUCCGCCAAUGAGAAUUCUUUAGAAAUCACAGCUCCUGCUGUUCGUUUGGCUAAGGUUAAGGUUGACUCCGACUUUACCGCUCCUUGCAACGCCUCUAUCCUUUACCCAGCUGAUGGAGGCAACAUGCAUUGCUUCACAGCAGUGACAGCAUGUGCUGUGCUAGAUGUGCUUGGCCCUCCAUAUUCUCCUCCAGAUUCUGAUCCUGAUGGCCGGCAUUGCACAUACUUCCGUGAAUUUCCUCUCACCAGUGUAUCAGUUGAUGGGGUAUCGGUGCCUGAAGAGGAGAGGGAAGGUCAUGCAUGGCUUCAAGAGCUGGAUCAACCUGAGGACUUAGAGGUAGUUGGGGCAUUGUACAUAGGCCCAGAGAUUGUGGAUAAAUGAUCCUGCAAAACUGCAUCUCCUUCCACCCAUGUUGGCAAUAGGCGGAGGCCUAGUCCGUGCGGCAACCCAACCUUUUGUUUCGUUUGUAUCUUUUUCUUCUCCUUCAGUUCUUUUUUUUUUUUUUUUUUCUUCCUCCCUUUAAAUAGUUUUUGUAUAUACCCAGGACAAAAAAACUACAAAGCGAAGUUAACCGGAAAUGAGUAGGAAGUUAUUGAGUUAAUUGUUUGCUG
This is a messenger RNA of Juglans regia (Persian walnut), 1558 nucleotides long. Its product is annotated as plant cysteine oxidase 2-like. Bases 462 to 1328 code for a protein of 288 amino acids. Lineage: Eukaryota; Viridiplantae; Streptophyta; Magnoliopsida; Fagales; Juglandaceae. The transcript is spliced from 5 exons. Gene Ontology annotation, molecular function: oxidoreductase activity, acting on single donors with incorporation of molecular oxygen, incorporation of two atoms of oxygen. The record is from RefSeq and is a predicted model, not a curated record.